UUAUAUCUAUACCCUUCGUCGAGUUCGAUUUUAUGCUCGGAGGGUCCUUUCCUCCUCCCGAAUUUGCAGGAAAAAAAACUGAAAAGCGUCGUCUUCAACUUCAAGUGAACCAGAAUUGAGCUCGGAUUUCUCAGCCAUGGCUCUCAAUCUUCGUCAAAGGCAAGCAGAAUGUAUUAUUCGUAUGUUGAAUCUGAACCAACCCGUUAACGCGACGGGUACGGCAAACGAAGAUGUGUACAAGAUCUUGAUCUAUGAUAGAUUUUGCCAAAACAUCCUUUCGCCUCUGAUUCAUGUUAAGGAUCUUCGCAAACACGGUGUGACCCUCUACUUCCUCAUUGACAAGGACCGAAAACCGGUUCUGGAUGUUCCUGCCGUUUACUUUGUUCAACCCACCCCGCCCAACAUCCAGCGGAUCAUUGCCGACGCUUCUCGCUCGCUCUACGAUACCUUCCACCUCAAUUUCUCAUCGUCGAUUCCCCGUCCGCUGCUCGAGGAUCUAGCUUCCGGGACUCUGAAUUCGGAUUCGAUUAGCAGGAUAGCUAAGGUGCAUGAUCAGUAUUUGGAGUUUGUAACAUUGGAGGAUAACUUGUUUUCAUUGGCACAGAAGUCCAGUUAUGUGCAGCUGAAUGAUCCGUCCGCAGGGGACCGUGAAAUUGAGGAGAUAAUUGAGAAGAUUGUUGGUGGGUUGUUCUGUGUUUUGGCCACUCUUGCAGUGGUGCCGAUUAUUAGGUGUCCGCGUGGUGGUCCUGCAGAGAUGGUAGCAUCAGCAUUAGACCAGCGAUUGCGUGAUCACUUGUUGUCAAAAAACAAUUUGUUUACAGAAGGUGGGAAUUUUGUUAGCUCUUUCCAGCGCCCAAUUUUGUGUAUAUUUGAUCGGAACUUUGAGUUAUCUGUGGGCAUACAGCAUGAUUUUAGGUACCGACCUUUGGUGCAUGAUAUUCUUGGAUUGAAGCUAAAUAGGUUGACAGUGCCGGGUGAAAAGGGUGGAACGAAAUCGUAUGAAUUAGAUGGUUCAGAUCCAUUUUGGGUAGCUAAUGGAUCUUUGGAAUUUCCUGAAGUUGCGGUGGAGAUUGAGACCCAACUGAAUAAGUAUAAGAAGGAUGUUGAUGAUGUCAAUAGGAGAACUGGCGGAACUGAUGGAGCUGAAUUUGAGGGCACUGACUUGAUUGGAAACACCAAGCAUUUAAUGAAUGCAGUGAACUCACUUCCGGAGUUGACUGAGAGGAAACAGGUGAUUGAUAAGCACACAAACAUUGCAACUGUGUUGUUGGGUGAGAUCAAGGAGAGGUCUCUUGAUUCUUAUGCGAAAAAGGAGAAUGACAUGAUCAUCAGAGGGGGAAUUGAUCGCAAUGAUCUUUUAGGUGUUCUUAGAGGAAAAGGGACUAAGAUGGAUAAGUUGAGGUUUGCCAUCAUGUAUCUUAUUUCUUCAGAAAGCAUUAAUCAGGCAGAAGUAGAGGCUGUGGAAGCAGCCCUCAGGGAGUCCGAGGUCGACACCAGUGCUUUUCAGUAUGUGAAGAAGAUUAAAUCACUGAAUGUCUCGCUGGCACAUGCCAACUCUGCUAGCCGAAGCAACAUUGUCGAUUGGGCUGAGAAACUCUAUGGGCAGUCAAUUAGUGCUGUGACAGCAGGAGUGAAGAAUCUUUUGUCAAAUGAUAGGCAGUUAGCAUUGACAAGAACAGUGGAGGCCUUGAUGGAGGGGAAGCCGAACCCAGAAGUUGACUCUUAUCUAGUUUUCGACCCUCGUGCUCCUAAAUCCGGAUCUGGUAGCAGCCACUUGAAAGGACCUUUUAAGGAAGCCAUUGUAUUCAUGAUUGGUGGUGGUAAUUAUGUGGAAUAUGGGAGCCUGCAAGAGCUUGUUCAGCGUCAGCAGCCUUUGAAGCAUGUAAUAUAUGGAACAACAGAAAUACUAACUGGGGUCGAGUUUGUGGAGCAGCUUUCACUUUUGGGUCAGAAAAUGGGUUUGGGCGGUGCUCCUGCUCCUGCUUCUGCUCCUGCUGCUUCAACACAUUAAUAUACGUCGAUAUUAUAUAUAGAGUCUGAUGAAUCCUACAAUUUGACGAUCAUGCUAAAAGGGUUGAUCAUCUGAAGUUCAGAUAUUCUAUGGGAAAAUCUAUGUAGAUUUGAUCGUCGUUGUUACUUGGUGAUACAGGGAGGAUGUGUUCCUUUCUUGUUUCGAAGGCCUGCAUGAUUGUUCUUGGAUGAGAUUGCUGUCUGAGACGACAUAGAGGAGUAACCAUUUGAAUUUUGUAAUCGAGCAGUUUUCGGGUUUUUGGAUACUUCAUGCUUGUAUUUUGUCUGAGUUUCUGUUGUUGGAAAUUUACUGUCUUUCCCUGUUCUUUGAUUUAAUUAAAAGCUUAAUAUGAGUGUCCUAUUACCUGGAUGUCAAGUUAAUAUCUGUCUUGAUCAAUUAUUACUGUUAUUGGAAAUACGUGGGUUGUUACCUUGUAACUUGCAAAGUGACUGUCACUAUUUGUCCGUAGUUACAGCAACUUCAUUCAAACUUCACCGAGGAUGCUGACAAAAUGUUGUUCCGAGUCUUUUGACAUUUGUUUGUAACUUUCUGUUUUGUGAAUCUUGGCAUUCAAGACUUUCAUGCAUAAUAUGAUAUGAU
Morus notabilis is the source of this 2611-nucleotide messenger RNA. Its product is annotated as SEC1 family transport protein SLY1. The coding region runs from base 137 to 2011 and encodes 624 amino acids. Gene Ontology annotation, biological process: intracellular protein transport; endoplasmic reticulum to Golgi vesicle-mediated transport. Gene Ontology annotation, molecular function: syntaxin binding. The transcript is spliced from 2 exons. Gene Ontology annotation, cellular component: Golgi membrane; cytosol. The record is from RefSeq and is a predicted model, not a curated record. Lineage: Eukaryota; Viridiplantae; Streptophyta; Magnoliopsida; Rosales; Moraceae.